UUCACAGGGCUUUUGCUUCUCACUUCACAGGAGCUGCCAUGACAUUUGCUUCUUGCCUUCGAAAUGCACUAUUAGGCUGAGGAAUUGUAAAGUACAAGCGCUGAGAGGCAGGACAGGAGCAAGGGAAAGGGGAGAUUGCAGCUGGAGAGUAUUAAGAUAUUCUUCUUGUGUUUAAAUUUUUUGGAGGGGGGGGGAUUUUUUUUUGUACAAAAAAUGGCAGCCAACUGUAGUGCUAGUGCCAGCAAGACCAAAACCAAGAAGAAACACUUUGUGGCUCAGAAGGUAAAGCUAUUCAGAGCCAGUGAACCCCUGCUCAGUGUCCUGAUGUGGGGAGUCAAUCACACUAUUAAUGAACUAAGCCAUGUUCAGAUUCCUGUUAUGUUGAUGCCAGAUGACUUCAAAGCAUUCAGCAAGAUAAAAGUGGACAAUCACCUUUUUAACAAGGAGAAUCUCCCAAGUCGUUUCAAAUUUAAGGAGUAUUGCCCGAUGGUUUUUCGGAAUCUGCGAGAGAGAUUUUGCAUCGAUGAUCAGGAUUACCAGCGGUCUUUGUCAAAGCUUCCAACACAGGAGCUCGAAAAAAUAACAGUGAACAUGGGUUUAGUCCGCCAGAACUCAGUAACACGGAGUGCCCCCAUAAACAGUGACACACAGAAUCGGAUGGGUGCUCGAUUCUUAACUACAUAUGACAAGAGAUUCGUCAUUAAAACCAUAACUAGCGAAGAUGUAGCAGAGAUGCACAAUAUUUUAAAAAAGUAUCAUCAGUAUAUUGUGGAAUGCCAUGGUAAUACACUUCUUCCCCAGUUCCUGGGCAUGUACCGGUUAACAGUGGAUGGAGUGGAGACGUACAUGACCGUAACAAGAAAUGUAUUUAGUCACAGACUUACCGUCCACAGGAAAUAUGACCUGAAGGGUUCAACAGUAUCGAGGGAAGCUAGUGGAAAAGAAAAGGCCAAAGAGUUGCCAACGCUAAAAGACAAUGACUUUCUAAAUGAAGGGCAAAGAAUUCAAAUAGGGGAUGAAAAUAAAAAGAUGUUUCUGGACAAACUUAAGCGUGAUGUUGAGUUUUUAGCACAAUUGAAGAUCAUGGAUUACAGCCUGUUAGUUGGUAUCCAUGACGUAGAUCGUGCCGAGCAAGAAGAGGUCGAAGUGGAGGAGAAAGGCGAGGAAGAAGAUUGUGAAAACGAUGGAAUGAGCCAUCCUGUUGGUUCAUAUGGAACCCCGCCGGAUAGCCCUGGAAAUAUGUUGAACUUCCCACGAAUCUUUGGACCAGGGGAGUUUGACCCAACCGUGGACGUGUAUGCUAUAAAGAGCCAUGACAUCAUACUGGCUAAUUUUCCAGAUGCCCCAAGGAAAGAAGUUUUCUUUAUGGCAAUAAUUGACAUUUUAACUCAUUAUGAUGCAAAGAAGAAAGCUGCCCAUGCUGCCAAAACAGUGAAACACGGGGCUGGUGCUGAGAUAUCAACAGUUAACCCCGAACAAUACUCAAAGCGUUUCUUAGAAUUUAUGUCCAACAUCAUAACAUAGUGCCAUGCACCACAUGCUACACGCACAAGAGACUACUGCGGAGUAUCAAAUGCAGCAACGUGGGAAUGACAGUUGGGGACACUCUAGUGGUGCGUGCAGAGACUAAUCUCAAAAUUGCAUCCUUUGGAAACAGAAGAAAAACAACAAAAACAAAACACUUACACACUUAAUGGCAAAUGUGCUUUGCCUCAAAUUUUGCAUUAUUCCAGAAGUUUUCCCUGUCAUGCAUUAGUGUUUUUACUGGCAUUAGUUUCGGCGGCACGCCAUAAGACACAAUGAGAAGUUCUGCAUGUUCGAAAAGCUGAAGGCAGGUGCUCGUGCACAGUGAAAGACAACGGGGCACUUUGGCCAUGGCAAGAAUCACUUCUUUUUGAAGAACAGUUUUGACGUUGUCCAGCCAGAACAGAGACGUGGUGUAUAGCUUGCGUGUAACUACAUAGGUGCACUUACCCAGUCCCUGGUACUGCCACUGUUAACUUGUGCCAUGCUGUUUCUCAAAGCAUUUUUAAGUUGCCAUGUUGUCUAAUUGCAAGAAAAAUAAGACUUUAUAACAGUUAUCAAUAAACCAACGCAUCAAUAUGUAAAUAAAACAUUGUUUGAUUGGGAAUGGGAGGGUUGGCAUGGGCGGAAGAGAAAGGGGAAUGUUUACUAAAAAGUAGUGUAACCUGUACAAUAUGAUGCUGCGUAUCCUGGUUACCCUCGAUCGUGUCUGACUGCAGAAUCUGCCAGUGUCCCAGAGAUCUGACAUGAUCCGGGUAAGUUGAUUGGAUUUGCAGAAUCCCAAAUGUAUUCUAAACAUUUACUUAUUUUUGUCACUUGGCAAGAGGGCUGGUGUUUACUUUAAUGUGGACUACUUGGCUUUUCAAGGGAGUACUGUCUGUAAUAUGUGCUUUAAGCUAUAUUUUUUGUGGACAAUGUGUCAUUCUGUCUUCUAGGUCAAUAGACAUGAGUAAAAGGGUGAUUUUUUUUGAAAUAACUAACUCCUUUGUAAGGAACUUUUUGAAAAAAGAACUCAAUUCUUUUGACAAAGCAUAGAGGUCACUCUUGAAUCUGAUGUUACAAAAAAUUAACUGUGAUAAUGUUGCUUGGUAGAAUUUUGUAAGAAAAAAACUACCUAAUAGAGUGGUGAUUGAAUCCAUAAGGAAUCAGAAAUAUUACAAAAAAAGCUGCAGCAUUAUUGUGCUGUCUUAUUUACGAAAAAAUGCUGGAUGUGUGCAAAUAAAAUAUGCCGGCAGCAGGCAUCAAAUUUGAACCACUUCUGUGUAGUUUGCAGAAAUGAUGGAAGGAAUUGAUUGGCACUUUAACCUUUAACAGAAUUUAGCGUGUGCUGUUAAUUAUGUACAGCAUAACUGAUAUUAACGGAGGAGGUGUGCUUGUUCUGAAUUUGAUCUCGACUGAUUGACCAUUGAAAUGUAUAUGUCUAAAUCCAAACUACAUGUUAAUGUUUGCACCCAUUUAAUGUUUAAACUAUCUCUAACCCAUUACUUUAUAUGGAUGUUUAAAUACAGAACUUUCUUUACUAAAAGGACGGUGGCCAUUUUACAAAGGAUUCUGUUUUAUAUUUGGGAACAAUGGACGUAGGGUGUCAGAGGUGUAACAAUUAACGGUAGUGUAGCGGUUAGUGCAACGCUGUUACAGUUCGGGGCGUUGGAGUCCGGUAUUCGAUUCCAGUGCCUUCUGUAAGAAGUCUGUAUGUUCUCCCAUGACCGUGUGGGUUUCCUCUGGAUGUUCCGGUUUCCUCUCUCAGUCCAAAGACGUACAGGUUAGUAGGUUAAUUGGUCAUUGUAAAUUGUCACAUGAUGAGGCUAACAUUAAAUAGAUGGGUUGCUGGGCAGUGCACCCUUUGGGCCAGAAGGACCUUUUCUGUGCUGUAUCACUGAAUAUUGUUUUUUAAUUACAGGAAAAUUAAUAGUAAUGCAGCUUCUGAUACCCUGUGUUGCUGGAAAACGAAAUGUACAAUUCUUGCACAGUAUAUGUUGUAAUAGAGACUCUGGUGCCAUUGUAGCUAGCUCGAAAUAUUGUAAAGGAUGAUCAAAGGAAUACUAAAACCACUACCUAAAUUCAGUUGCAACAGUAUAAAUGCACAUCUGAUCCAAGCUUCAAAUUACUAUGUACCAAAUGCUUUCUUAUUCGGCCUUUUGUUAUACAAAGUUCCAGAUGAAAGCACAGCUCCUCAUGAGCAAUGUUCCCUCUAAUUUUUAGUAGUCAGUGUGCGCAAAAAUCUUAUGUUGUGCAAAUUUUUUUCCUGUGACAAAAGUAUGCGCGCACUGAAUGCACACAUGGCACAGUUUAUGUAGGUUUACAAAAUAUUUGACAUAAAACUGCACAGAAUAACAACAAAAUAACAAACAUAUUUAAGUCACUCAGUUAUUUUUUUCCCUCUCCUGUCUUUGGCAUUUACCCAUUCUUUGUAAACUCUAUAGACAAUUGAUGGCUUUUGAUUCUCAUUAACAGAUCCAAAUGACAUUCACCUAAACGGUUCCUCAGCAUGUUUUUGAGUUGAUUCAUUAGGCUAAAACCUCACUCACAGUCCGCACUAGACGCAAGAAAGGUUCCCCCAAUGUCCAUCAACUGUGCAAGGUCGCAAAACUGUUCAUUUUGAAGUACAAAUGCCACCAUUUGAGCAAAGUUUGAAAUCAGUUUGGAUUUAAUUUCUUCUUGCACAGAAAAUUUGAAAUCAUUAAACUGUCUAACUAUUACAAUAUCUUCAGCUAGAAAAUCAUGAUAUUUUAGACAUAAGGCACUAACUUGUUCAUCGCCAAAUGUGAAGUCACAAUCUGCAAUUGCGGAGAAAUCAAAAGCUGACCAUUCUUGUACCUCAUCUUCAGGAAACCUUUCUUCUAAAUGAACACAAAGACUAUUUAUAAAAGUAAACAGCGAACUUGUAUCUACUGUGACGUUUUCUUCACGUUGUUAGCUUAGCAAAACUUUUAACUUUGUCACUCCACAAAACAUUGUCUCCCAGAUACUGCUUUCUAUUCUUGUUAAUUUUGCCUCACGCAAAAUGAAGUGAAUCAAUCGGUGUCAGGCCACUCUUUUGCAGAACCUUGCACAGUGCAGCCAGUUCAUGAAAGACAUCACUCAAAACCUGUAAAGCUACUUUGUAUGUGAUGUUUAUCAAUUUCUUGUGACAGUAUUUAACCACAGGGUCAUUUGACUGAUCUUUUUCAAUAAAAACUUAGUAAGCUAUCUACAGGAUUUGAAACAGAUCUUUGUAAACUUUACGAUAUGAACACUGUCUGCCAAAGAUGGCUGCUGCCGUGAUGCAGCUGUACAAACCGGAACAGGAAAGGUGAGGUGACGUAAAUUAGUGACGUGCAUUGUGGUAUUUGAAAAACCGACUAACUAGUUAACAGAAACAGUUAGCUAAAAGAUUAUUUUCAAUAAGUAUAAUUAUUAACUACUACAUUAUUUUAGGUAACUAACCUUUUGUGCGCACAUUAAUUUCCUUGGUGCGCUGGUUGAAAAACGUGUGCGCACAGCUUAGAGGGAACAUAGCUCAUGAGUCACGCGUGAUUCUGGUUGUACGGCAGCCCAGUUCUGAGCUCAGCCCAUUGCUGGCUAGCCACAUCACCACUGAUUACUCUGGAGAAGUUUGUGUUUUGCAGUGAUUUGGAGGAAGCUGUUUUCUGUCCGGGGCUUGGUACCGCAUUCUACGGUUGCUGUUAACUUCUAAAGUUCAGUCAUGCAAAAUUAAAGGGAAAGACCCUCAAUGUCAUUAACUGCUUUUUAUCUUGUUAAAAAGGUAUCCCUCACUUUUUUCUGGGACAAAUGUUCGCUGGGAAAUACUCAGAUCUCAGUCACCUAACAGGCCAUUCAUUGUGCUCAGAUAAGUACAGAAGAAAAUAGGAGCUGCAACAGGCCAUUUGGCCCCUCAGGGCUGAUCCACCAUUCACUGCAAUUGUGCCCCAACUCACCUCUCUGCCAGUUCCCAAUGCCCUCAAUCCCCUGGUAUUUCAGAAGUCCUCUUUAAGUACCCCCAAUAAUAUAACUUCCACAGUCCUUCAGAGAGCCACCACCUCUCCAAGAAGGUACUUAUACAACUCAGUUUUAAAUGAUCACCCCUGAUCUGUCAUUCAGUCACCUUCUAUAAGACUCUCCCAUUUGAGAGAACAUCAUAAACAUUAACCCUGUCAUGCACCCGAUAUUGCAACAAGAUCAUCCCCUCGUUUUGCAGCAUAGUAGUGUGGCAACUAUCAUUACACUUUACAGUGCUAGCAAAAAGUCCAAUUCCCGCUGCUGUCUUUAAGGAAUUUGUAUGUUCUCCUUGUGACUGAUUGGGUUUCCUCUGGGUGCUCCAGUUUCCUCCCACAUUCCAAAGACUUGCAGGUUAGGGUUAGUGAAUUGUGGGCAUGUUAUAUUGCCGCUGAAAGCAUUGUGGCAUUUGUAAGCUGUGUUGGUCGUUGAUACAAAAGACACAGUUCGCUGUAUGUUUAGAUAUACAUGACAAAUAAAUAAUGUAGCUCUGAUCAUUUAGUGAUUUUAGAAGGCAGUAAUCGUUUGAAGGCACCUGGCUCAUAAAUUCUUUCAGCGUAGCUUUCAUCCAUGGGUUGUCACUAAGAGUGGCCACUUGUUUUUAACUCUUUUGACAGUGAAGUCAAUUGCAGUAUCUUCACCCAAAGGUGAGAUCAACUAAUGUGACUUGGAUUAAGACCUAGACCUUCCUGCUUUGUAUAGCGUUGUAUAACUUUGGGCAUGCCAUCUACGUAUGCUCAACUGAGAUUUUGUCUUAUAGCCAUCAGACUUAGAAGCAGAAUUAAGCCAUUCUGACCCAGUUUUGCUCCACAAGGAUCUGCCAAGAUCCAUGUUCUCAGUAAGAACCUCCUUAAAUUUCAUAUAUAUUUUCUAAUAGAUCUGACACAAUUUCAUCUUACUGGAUGUCUCACCUGUCUUUAAUUCAAUUAAGAUAUCUGUGUAGCCUCUGUAAGUAACUCAAAGGUACCUUGAUGAAGACUUAGAAUGAGGUAGUUACAGCUGAUGGGAAGUCUUAAUUAUUCCUGUUAAAU
This is a messenger RNA of Mobula hypostoma (lesser devil ray), 6530 nucleotides long. RefSeq names its product phosphatidylinositol 5-phosphate 4-kinase type-2 beta. Lineage: Eukaryota; Metazoa; Chordata; Chondrichthyes; Myliobatiformes; Myliobatidae. The coding region runs from base 214 to 1524 and encodes 436 amino acids. Gene Ontology annotation, molecular function: 1-phosphatidylinositol-4-phosphate 5-kinase activity; 1-phosphatidylinositol-5-phosphate 4-kinase activity. Gene Ontology annotation, cellular component: plasma membrane. The transcript is spliced from 11 exons. The record is from RefSeq and is a predicted model, not a curated record. Gene Ontology annotation, biological process: phosphatidylinositol phosphate biosynthetic process.